UUGCAUUGACAGAAUGAUGAGAAAUGAUACUGAUCAGGGUGAACAAAACAGCCGGGUGGAGGACAGUGGUUCCAUCCCGGCAUCUUCUUGAAUACAGAAACAUUUUAAUCAUUCGCUUCGAAAUGCCACUAUAUCCCAAAACAGCUGCCGGUUGGCACUCGUGGUAUAUAUACCAGAAAGAGCUACUCAACACAAAUGAUGAACCUCAAUUCACCUCACAAUUGUGUCACUAAAAAGGAAGCAUAUUCUUGUCUGAAUUUCAGAUUACGGAUUCAGAUCACGCCAGGUGACACGAGGUUAUGAGGCUUCCCAUCAUCUCACCUGAAGCCGUCACAAAGCUGACGUCUGCCAUGGCGGGCGCUUUUACAAAAGUCGCAAACGUCACAGAACAACUUGCCGGGGGUAUUCUCAAUCACUUUGUGACACGUCAUGUAAACGUGACCUAUGACCUCGCCAAGAACGUGACUAACAUCACAGCAGAAGGAGUCAGCAGCCUUGUAAAGUCCAUAGGCGAUGUCGGCAUGUGCGAGUUCACAUUCACCAACGUCACAAUCAGCGGAAACACAACCGAGGAAGUGGUGAGCUACAACCCAGUCAACUGUGGUCUGUACGGCCUCUACCCGCCUAUUAAGUAUCUUCUGAUCCUCGUCCUCAUCGGCUUCCUGCUCUGGACACUCUUCGGCAACGGCUGCCUGAUAGGCGUCGUCAUGACAGACAAGGACAUGCAGGAACCGGGAAACAUUUUCCUGUGUGCCCUCGCCCUCUGCGACAUUGCCCAGUGCCUGAUGUUCUCACCAAGUGCCAUACACAGCCUGUUGCACGGCGUGUCUCCCGGCUGGCUCGGGUGCAGGAUCCAGGCUUUCCUCGUCUCUUUCCUGUCCUGCCUGACCAUCUACCUGCAGGCGGGGCUGCUGUUCUGCCGCUGGGUGCACAUCGCGUUUCCCUACCACUUCGCCAAGCACCUGGCAAGCAGCCGACUCGCUCUCGGCAUGGCCGCCUGCUUCUUCGUCGCCCUGGUGCCGCCUCUGGUCGGGAUCGCACGGGUCGGGCGCGUGUCCACCUGGGCGCUUGACGUGGCUGCUGCCGACAUCGCGGUGCCCGUGAGCCUGCUGUUGCCGUGCACACCCGGCGGCACGGAGAGCACCGUCACCACGUUCCUGUGCGGUCUCGGGCAGAUCAUUGUGUGCUGCAUUGCCGGCCUCAUCUCCAAGGUGGCAUGGGACAACGAGAAGAAACACGACACGAAACGGGCUUGGGCGGCCCAGGCUGACCAACUGCCGAAGAAGCUCAAAGCUGCCAAGACCUUCGGGAUCGUUGUCGGAGUCCAGUGGGCCUCGUGGGUUCCGCUGAUCAUUCUGGUGAUCGCUCAUUCCGCCCCCAUCUGGGGAGACAUCACCUACAUCAUCAUGCAGACCUCCACCUUUUCGGAUUCCCUCGUCUACGCCUACCGCAACGACGUCUACCGCAAAGCCAUGAAAAGGGCUUUCCGCAAGAUGCGAAGGAUGAUGAAUGAUCUGUGGUAA
Branchiostoma floridae (Florida lancelet) is the source of this 1523-nucleotide messenger RNA. Its product is annotated as olfactory receptor 2L3-like. The coding region runs from base 300 to 1523 and encodes 407 amino acids. Lineage: Eukaryota; Metazoa; Chordata; Leptocardii; Amphioxiformes; Branchiostomatidae. Gene Ontology annotation, molecular function: G protein-coupled receptor activity. Gene Ontology annotation, cellular component: membrane. Gene Ontology annotation, biological process: G protein-coupled receptor signaling pathway. The record is from RefSeq and is a predicted model, not a curated record. The transcript is spliced from 3 exons.